GGCAGCUGCAUACUCAGAAGAAGUUGGUUAACCUUUUCAUUGUUACUUAUUCAGCGUAUAAAAAUGAGUGUUUUAAAAUUGAUGCUCGUGUUAGUUUUGCUAAGUUUAUCGCAGGCUUAUAAUCACUUCGCUCUUACAGACUGCAGUUCUAACAGCAACAGUUUACUGACAAUAAACGGACAUCUACUGGAAUAUCCGAUUGAAAUACCGGGUCAUGUCCGAGUCUCAAGCACAGUAGACAUCCACAGACCAAUCAGAGCCGGACAUUUGAGACUGGAUGCUACAAUACAGAAAUGGAUAGUUUUUGAUUACUUCACUCUGCCAUGUAUUUCCUGGGUUGGAAGCUGCUCGUAUGACGUCUGUGACCUACUGUCUUGGUUUGAUGACCGUGGUUGUCCUUGGCAGCUGGAGUCCAAUAAUUUUCCAUGCACUUGCCCGUUUAACAAUGGGACAUACACUCUUGAUCCACAUCCGUUUUACAUACCGGAAGUAAGAGGACCCUGGCAAUGGAUAGCUUAUGGUGAUUUCCGUGUGAUAGGCAGUCUUAUUGAUGAAGACACCUCAGAGGAAGUAGCUUGUUACAGUUUGGAAUUCGCAGUUGAGAUUGCCCCGACCUCCUGGGGCUGGUGGUAGACACACGAUAACAUGUUCUGAUAGCCGCAGUUGACAUUUAAUUGUUUGACGAUGCAUUUCGACACAAUGACUUUGAACGUGAUGGUAUAAGUUUAAUGACAAAGUUUAAGUCGGGGAUAGAAUUUGAACCAGUACCGACACUGUGGCGGAAUCUAAAGUAACAACACUUUGAUUUAUCUACAUUAUUAAGGUAAUGGACCCGUAAUAGUGUACCCCCUUUUUGAAGAGUAUUCAAUUCCUAUUAUAAACCUACUUUGACUAAUUUUUCAGGAGGGCGUACGUUCAUGCCCCACUAGGAUCAAACUUUUUUCUUUAUAUUUCUUUUUUCUAGUAAGUUUUUGAAGACUUAUUAUUGAUUUAGUGUACAAAAGCGGAUUUUUUUUCAUUUGAUAAGCCAUUUCUUGCUGUUUAAGGUAAAUUUUACCUCUGAUACAGACGGGUGCAGGGUUAGACAUCUUUGAAAAUACUGGGUUACAUGCGGUAAAAGUUCUUUAUUUUGCCAUUACUUUUUAGUUUACAUAUUGUGGAAGAAAGGUAGGUAUGUUAACUUUAAGACUGUAUCAAGUUAAUGCAAUUUUUUAAACAUUAUUAUUACGGGUCAACUACCUUAACUUACAAUGAUUGAAUUAUUAUUGCAGUUUAAAAAGAAUUAACCUGGUUGCAGCGGUUGUGUUUUUAAAUCUGUCAGGAUUGAAAAUAAUUAAUUAAGGUGUCUAUGUACACAAUUUUCACACUAUUUAUGACACUUUAUAUAUGAAUGGCUUCUCAUAAGUUAUUUAUCGUAGAAGCAGCCGAUUCAAGAUUCCUGUAAAGGCUUAGGAUAAACAUAAGACUGCUAAAUUUCUUCACAUUUGUGUUGCAUUUUUUAUGUUCUGUAUAUGUUAUAUUGUAUAGAAUGAAUUUCUGUUGAUCAUUUUGAUAGCUGGAAUUAUGAAUAUAUAUACUUUGCC
This is a messenger RNA of Mercenaria mercenaria, 1583 nucleotides long. RefSeq names its product ganglioside GM2 activator-like. The record is from RefSeq and is a predicted model, not a curated record. Gene Ontology annotation, biological process: ganglioside catabolic process; lipid transport. Gene Ontology annotation, molecular function: lipid carrier activity; enzyme activator activity. NCBI's taxonomy places the organism in Eukaryota, Metazoa, Mollusca, Bivalvia, Venerida, Veneridae. The transcript is spliced from 4 exons. Bases 64 to 633 code for a protein of 189 amino acids. Gene Ontology annotation, cellular component: cytoplasmic side of plasma membrane.